Molecule: messenger RNA, 2164 nt
Organism: Carica papaya (papaya)
Lineage: Eukaryota; Viridiplantae; Streptophyta; Magnoliopsida; Brassicales; Caricaceae
Product: Major facilitator superfamily protein
Biological process (GO): transmembrane transport
Cellular component (GO): membrane
Molecular function (GO): transmembrane transporter activity
Source: RefSeq, a predicted model, not a curated record
AACAAAACUGUUUUCUUUUUUCUUUUUUCUUUUUUUCUCCCCUCAUCGUGUGGAUUUUUAUAUAUAAUUCUCCACAAAUCAAUGGCUGUUAAUCUGUUGCUGCAUUCGAAAUGGAUCAACCAUGAGGUACUGAAAGCUUCUGCUCGCCCAAUCAUCAGAGAUAUGGAAAUAUAAAAAAUCUUGCUUUCUCUACUUGCUACAUAUAUAUAUAUAUAUGAGCACAGUAGCAGUUUUGCCAUUUACAAUUUCUCAUUGACAUUUUGCUCGCAUGGCUGGAAGGCAGAAACAAAAAGGACUUGGCAACUCAUGUGUUCUUCUUAUAGUGGUAGCUGGCAUGGAGAGAUUUGCAUUCAAGGGAGUAGCAUCGAAUCUGGUGACAUAUCUCACUGACAUUGUUGACAUGAGCAACUCCUCUGCAGCCAAAACGGUGAACAGUUGGUGUGGAUUCACAUCUAUGUUGCCUUUGCUGGUGGCACCUCUUGCUGAUUCUUACUGGGAUCGUUAUUCUACCAUUCUCGCCUCUUCGUUUCUAUAUGUUGUGGGACUUGUGGCUGUAACAUCAACAGCAUUAGCUCGGGCAUGGUCUCCUUCAAACAGCAAAAUCUCUUCUUCAUUUCUGUUUUGGUCUCUAUGUUUGAUUUCACUAGGCCAAGGAGGAUAUAACCCAUCACUACAAGCCUUCGGAACAGACCAACUCGAUAACGAUGAAGAACUGCCUUCUGACACAGCUGACCAGAAGUCUACAAAGAAAAGUUUAUUCUUUCAAUGGUGGUAUUUUGGUGUUUGUACUGGCAGCUUGUUGGGUGUCACACUCAUGGCUUACAUUCAAGAUACAUUUGGUUGGGUACUAGGAUUUGCUAUUCCUACAAUUGCAAUGAUCGUAUCGAUUGCAUUUUUCUCCUGUGGAAGCCGUAUUUAUGCAUAUAGAGCUGGUGGGAAUCUCAAUGUUAAGCUUUUUCAGAGACUAACUCAGGCUAUCAAAGCAAGAACAUCAAAACUCUUGAGUAGCAGAAUCACUUUAUCAGAUGACAAUUCUAAUGUGGUGGAGCUAGAGCUUCAAGAGAAACCUCUUUGUCCGUCAAAUUUGGUCAGCAGAAAGGACUUGGAUGAGAAUCCCAGCACAGAAGCAUAUGUACUACAAAACCUGAGAAUAAUAAUCCGUCUUUUACCCAUAUGGACAAUGCUCCUAAUGUUUGCAGUAAUUUUUCAACAACCUGCAACAUUUUUUACCAAACAAGGAAUGACCAUGAAGAGGAACAUUGGAAGCAAGUUCAAGAUCCCACCUGCAACCCUACAAAGUGCUAUCACUCUCUCUAUAAUCCUCUUAAUGCCUUUAUAUGACAAAAUUUUAAUCCCAGCCACACGUUUAAUAGCCCGAGACGAGAAGGGAAUCACCGUGAUGCAAAGAAUGGGGGUAGGCAUGUUUCUGUCCAUCAUCGCCAUGGUGAUAGCCGCAGUUGUUGAGACCAAGAGGCUCAAGAUGAGCAAGAAAAUGGGAAUUCUCAAUAUGGAAUCAGAAACAGUAAAUUUAAGUAUAUUUUGGUUGUUGCCUCAGUACAUUCUGCUGGGAAUUUCAGAUAUUUUCACUGUUAUUGGCAUGCAAGAAUUCUUCUACAAUGAGGUUCCUGUUAAAAUGAGAACAAUGGGGUUUGCACUUUACACCAGUGUUUUUGGUGUGGGAAGCUUCUUGAGUGCCUUGCUUAUCUCACUCAUUGAACUCUUUACAAGUUCAAGAGAUAGAAAAGGUUGGUUCUCUGAUAACAUGAGAGAAACUCGGUUAGACAAAUAUUACUGGCUUCUGGCAAUUGCAAGUGCAGUGAGCUUGUUACUGUACAUAGUUUUGUGCAAAUGCUUCAAGAGUAGGAGCGAUUUCGAAGAUGAAAAUUGUAAGUGAGCUCUUUCAAAGUUUUCUAGUUUUUCCUGUCUUGUUGAUUUCAUCAAUGUAAAUAUUGAUGUAUUGAGCAGCAGCUUCAUAUAGCAGGAAACUUCAAUGUUAAUCAGCUUAACAUGGCCAUGGUCAUGGAAUUAUCUCAGGUCUUGAUUUGUAGUGUGUUUUAUUAAACGUGUAAUACUUGUUUACAGUCAUUUGGUUGUAAAUUGUGAAAGUAUUGGAUGUGGAUGAAGGAAUUGGAGAUACAGAAUGAAGAAACUCACUUUUUCCUCC